Molecule: messenger RNA, 1254 nt
Organism: Pleurotus ostreatus (oyster mushroom)
Lineage: Eukaryota; Fungi; Basidiomycota; Agaricomycetes; Agaricales; Pleurotaceae
Gene: SSU1
Product: Plasma membrane sulfite pump involved in sulfite metabolism
Exons: 5
Coding region: 1-1254 (417 amino acids)
Biological process (GO): transmembrane transport; sulfite transmembrane transport
Cellular component (GO): plasma membrane
Molecular function (GO): sulfite transmembrane transporter activity
Source: RefSeq, a predicted model, not a curated record
AUGGGCACGGACGACGGAAUCAGGAAGAAGACUCUGAAGGACAUUAUCCGCCACUUCGUUCCGGCAUGGUUUGCAGUGAACAUGGGUACUGGUGCAAUAAGCAUCCUAUUCUACUCAUUUCCGUACGGGAACGGGAGUGAGGAGAUGAAGAUCCUUUCGCUGCUCUUUUUCUUCCUCAAUCUCGGCCUGUUCAUCAUCUUCGCGGCCGUCACUGCUGCCCGUUAUGUUCUAUUCCCCGACCUGUGGUCGAUCAUGUUACAGCAUCCCGUUCAGAGCCUCUACCUCGGGUGCGCACCCAUGGGAGUUGCUACUAUGAUAAGUGUUGCUGCCAGCCUGAUUCACGAAGGCUAUGGGUUUGGCGGGAAGCCAUUCAUAUAUUUCGUCUGGGCAGUGUGGUGGCUGGAUGUAGCCGUAUCCGCACUUUGCUGCUGGCAACUCAUGCAUAUCAUGAUGGUUCGCCAGGAUCAUGCAUUAAAAAGAAUGACCGCGGUAUGGCUCCUCCCGGUUGUCACCUUCAUCGUCGCAUCGUCCUCAGGAGGUGUCAUCGCCCCCUCUCUGGCAAAAUAUUCCCCAUUACACGCAAUGAUUACACUGACAACGUCCAUAUUCCUGGUCACCAUCGGCCUUUCACUGGCCUUCAUGCUACUUACCGUAUAUUUCCUCCGAUUGAUAGUUUAUGGCAUCCCUCCUGGUCCGACAGUGAUUUCUGCAUUCUUACCUCUCGGACCGAUGGGCCAGGCAGGCUUUUCGAUUCUUUUAGCCGGACAGGCGUUUGAGGCCAUCUUGCCAUACGGCGACAAUGGUUUCCUCUCGUCACCAACCGCCGGCAACGUUAUCAACGUCAUCUGCACUUGCGUGUCCUUCGCUCUUUGGUGCAUCACAACAAUGUGGGUUAUCUAUGCCCUCCUUGCCGUACAGGAGGUGGUCCGAAAAGGCCGUUUCCCGUUCAAGCUACCAUUCUGGGGGCUUAUCUUCCCGAAUGGUGUCUAUGCGAACCUCACGCUGGCCUUGGCCCGUACGUUCGACGUGCCCUUCUUCCGCGUUUACGGCGCAGCGUAUGCAGUGGGGACGCUUGUGUUGUGGAGUUUGGUCGCCUUCCGUACCCUCGCAUUGGUGCGUGGCGGCCAAAUAUUCGAGUCACCCUGCGUGGAGGACCUCGAUAUGUCGCGGGUACCAUCUACUUGCACAAAUGGUGUAACCACUGCACAAUGCACCGCCGCGAAUGCAAACGGCGAAACAGAAAAACGGACGUGA